AUGACUCGCAAGAAGAUCCUCCUCACCGGCGUCACAGGCUACAUCGGUGGUAGCGUACUCCAUCAAUUACUCCGCAGCAAACACCCAUCGAUCCAAGAGGCCGAGAUAGCGUGUCUGGUUCGUGGCCAGGACAGAGUUGCGCAGCUUCACAAUGCCUUUGGCUCCAGGCUCAAGGUUGUGCUCUUCGAGGGCCUGGAGGAUACGGCGCAUCUUGUCGAGAUAGCAAGUCAGUACGAUGUCGUCUUCAACAUGACGCUGGGCUAUCAUCUUGCCAGCGCUGUAGCCUUCGUUAAAGGCCUUUCCUUACGCCGAGUGCACACUGGCAGAGACGUAUGGCUGGUGCAUACUUCGGGCGUUUCGAAUCUCGCUGACCAACCACUUUCCGGGGAUCACAUUGAACCCAGCCCGGAUCGGGAAUUCAACGAUUCCGAGGACGACAUCUAUACCUAUGAGAAGAGGCGCAAUGCUAGGAAGAGAUACAUCCAGCGGACGACGGAGUUGGGCAUGAUAGACGCUGGUCUCGAGUCAGGCGUGAAGACAGUCGUCCUCAUGUCUCCAUUGAUCUACGGUGUGAGUGAUGCCUCCACGUCCCCGCAAUCUGCGGAACCCCAUGGCCAGGUUGGCACGGGAUUAUGGAACAAGCGUAGUCUGCAAGUGCCUCGGUUGGUCCGAGCGGCGAUAACGGAAGGCCAAGCCAUCGUUGUUGGUGAUGGCAAGGGUGUAUGGGAUAACGGUACUUCUUUCGCGGCAGUCCAUAUCGAGGACCUUGCAAGAUUAUACGAGCUGACGCUCAUCGACAUCUUGUCAAAGGAUGGCGCCUCCCUUCCAACGGGCAAGCAGGGCGCUAUUUUCAGCGCGCAUCGACGUCACACGUGGAUUGACGUGUCGCAGGCGGUCGCAGAUGCUGUAUGCAAAGCCGGCCUUGUUGACGGCAACAUCGUGAGGACUGUGAGUCUCGCGGAGGGAGCUAGAUUGCUCACUGGUGGCGUGGAGCAAGUUGCUGAGUUGGGUUUCGCAAGCACUUGCAAGACACGCGGUGAAGUUGCGAAGAGGUUGGACUGGCAUCCGAGCGCUGGAAUCGAGGCUUGGGAGCAAGGCUUCGUGGAAGAGGUCGAUGCGCUUAGAUCGAAAUUGUGA
This is a messenger RNA of Alternaria postmessia, 1137 nucleotides long. RefSeq lists its product as uncharacterized. The transcript has 3 exons. NCBI's taxonomy places the organism in Eukaryota, Fungi, Ascomycota, Dothideomycetes, Pleosporales, Pleosporaceae. The record is from RefSeq and is a predicted model, not a curated record. The coding region runs from base 1 to 1137 and encodes 378 amino acids.